AUGAACAGAAACCACGUAUUUCAUAAAAAACCAAAAAUACUGAGAACUCAUCUGGAGCCAAGAUUUGCCGCAAAAUGCUCAAUUCGAGAGUCUCAUCGAGAAGUUUGUUGGAUGAUAAGAACGAAUCAGCUUCCGACUAAUGUCGUAGUGCCAGGGGGUCUAAUCAAUCGAGAACCACAAAGUAAUAAUACACUGGUCACUGUGGCUAGUGAUCGGAAUUCCGGCACGGUGGGUGUUUCGGAAGCGAGACCAGUGGAAGUUCGAAAUGAUGAGAAAGAGUUGAGAGUGGAUGCAGUGAAACGGCGAACGAUAAUGGAUAACGAAAGAAAGCAAGGAGUCGAAAAGUAUAAGAAUGAGGGUAUUCAUGAGAUUCAAAUCACAAAGAUCAGAGACAGCUAUGAAAAUCUAACGAUGAAAUUGUUCAAGAGGUUGGAUAGAGAUACGGGAAGGUUGAUUCGGACACAGGAGGAUCUUUUGAACAUAUUGUUUCAUCGCCGACACUCGCAAAAAUGCUACCAGGCAUCGAAAAACUAUCAAUUCCAACUUGAAAAACUGAAGUUUACAGUAGGCUACACGGAUGUCAAACUCGAAAUUACCAUGAAAGACUCACCGGAAGUCACAACUCUGGAAUAUUGGUGCCAGGGACAGGAUCGAUGUGCAGUUGUGUACGGAGCAACUAGAUUCUAUCUGGACAAGUCGUGUGACGAAGUUUCCGCAGUGGAUUUGUACUUUCUACUCAAGCAUCCUUUGCUUAGACUGCCAGAACUGGAAUUUGCCAUCGAGCCUUAUGACUUGGAAUAUGAUCACUUUCCAGACAUUUCGGCAAUAGCGAUAGUUGGAUUACUGUUGAUGAAUAAGAGAUCGUGUCAGACACAUGUCAAAAAACUAGGAUAUAUGUUCACAAGAGAAUCAAUGUUCAUGGAUAAACUAUCUACAUUUUCAUUGGAUACAAGUGUCCUUGCUCAGAUGCUCAUUCAUUUACCAUCUCGAUAUCUCCACGAGCUGUCACUUCGAGUUUGGAAUGAUUCGGAACUCAUUGCAGGGUAUAGAGAAUUGGAAUUGAUUGUUAGCGAUCUUGUGGAAAGAAAUAAGGUGAUGGAGCUCCAAUUGGAUGGCCUUGUGUUGUCUCGUUCUGCAUGGAAGCACGCAAAAGUUUUGAAUGUUGAAGAUAGGCUCAUGGCAAAGGAUUGGACGAAAUUCCUUCAUUUUGAAACUGUCUGUGUGCUCAAUAUGGAUGCCAAACGGAUUCUACAUGCUAAAAAUAUCUUCCAACAGAAGGACAUGUUGCCAGGGAAUGGGUUCACUAUUCAAGUCAGAGACGAUAUGAAUUUGUUGGAAAUUCAAAAUUAUCUCAUUGCGGAAAGAAUCAAUGUUCGAAGAGAGGAAAAUGAAUUGAGUGUUAGUUGUUUGACAAAUGAUGAUAAGAAGUGGAUUUUUUUCAAAAUUGAUAACCGAAAAAUUGUGGUCACACAUCGGAAAAAGAGACGGGGUGAAGUGGAAGUCUAUAAUUAA
Molecule: messenger RNA, 1512 nt
Organism: Caenorhabditis briggsae
Lineage: Eukaryota; Metazoa; Nematoda; Chromadorea; Rhabditida; Rhabditidae
Exons: 4
Coding region: 1-1512 (503 amino acids)
Biological process (GO): innate immune response
Source: RefSeq, a predicted model, not a curated record